AUGAGGCCAGUAGUACCAGAAGAAGUCGGCGAUUUGCUGAAGUCGCGGCCAGUUAUGAUUUUCAACAGGACACUCUUAGGGCCAGCCUAUAUCGAAAGUAUCGUCUCUUCCUCGCCGGCACUCGUCACCUCCCAAGGAGGAAAAGCACUACCACUUGAGGUCUGGGACAUGAUUCUCGACUUCUCAAAUCGCUGCCCAGAGAACCACCAGUAUUCCCUCGUACGACCCAAGCGGCUACAGACAAGCGCGAGAGGCGACGAACUUGUCUGCGACAUGUAUAAACGCUGGUGGUGGCCCUUUGGCAACACCUAUUGCCUCAAAGGAAUCGAGAUGCUUCGAUUCUACUUGGCACAUCCCGACGAACCCAGCGAAUCGGACCAUCCCGACCUGAAUUCAAUACGCCUCAGCUCCUUCUACUACUCAUUCCCCAACUCCCUCCGAUCUCCAUUCGCCAUCUCCUCCCUCUUUCCAUUCGACGGCUACUUCGACUUAUCCGAAUACCUCGACUUCUUCGACAUGUACGUUUCAUCCUGCGCCUUUCCCACGGCUUUGCUCGCAUCAAAGACCGAGUUUCUCCAUGUGGAGCUCACGGUUUCAGAUGUCAUCAAGAAUCUCGAGGACGGCAAUUCACGUGAUUGGGAGCGACUUUGA
This is a messenger RNA of Fusarium musae, 651 nucleotides long. RefSeq lists its product as uncharacterized. Lineage: Eukaryota; Fungi; Ascomycota; Sordariomycetes; Hypocreales; Nectriaceae. The transcript is spliced from 2 exons. Bases 1 to 651 code for a protein of 216 amino acids. The record is from RefSeq and is a predicted model, not a curated record.